Messenger RNA from Venustampulla echinocandica, 837 nucleotides. RefSeq names its product putative phb1 prohibitin 1. Gene Ontology annotation, cellular component: mitochondrion; membrane. The coding region runs from base 1 to 837 and encodes 278 amino acids. The record is from RefSeq and is a predicted model, not a curated record. Gene Ontology annotation, biological process: mitochondrion organization. The transcript is spliced from 2 exons. NCBI's taxonomy places the organism in Eukaryota, Fungi, Ascomycota, Leotiomycetes, Helotiales, Pleuroascaceae.
AUGGCGCAGGCACUCCAGUCCCUUUACAAGUUUGCCGUCCCGCUGGCAGUUGGCGCUUCCCUUGUCCAAGCUUCCAUCUACGAUGUCAAAGGCGGAACGAGAGCAGUCAUCUUCGACCGAUUAGCCGGAGUUAAAGACACAGUCGUGAACGAAGGCACCCAUUUUCUGAUCCCCUGGCUGCAGAAGAGCAUUAUAUACGAUGUGCGGACGAAGCCAAGGAAUAUUUCGACGACUACUGGUAGCAAGGAUCUGCAGAUGGUGAGCUUGACCUUGAGGGUUUUGCAUCGUCCGGAGGUGCAGGCGUUGCCCAAGAUCUAUCAAAAUCUUGGUCAAGACUACGACGAGCGUGUGCUCCCAUCCAUUGGGAAUGAAGUGCUGAAAGCCAUCGUCGCGCAAUUCGAUGCUGCCGAACUCAUCACCCAACGUGAAGCUGUCAGCAACAGAAUUCGGGAAGACCUCCUCAAACGCGCCCAGGAAUUCAACAUUGCGCUCGAAGAUGUGUCCAUCACGCAUAUGACAUUCGGAAAGGAGUUCACACGAGCAGUAGAGCAAAAGCAGAUUGCACAGCAAGACGCCGAGAGGGCUAGAUUUAUCGUCGAGAAGGCCGAGCAAGAGAGACAGGCAAACGUCAUCAGAGCAGAAGGUGAGGCUGAAUCUGCGGACACGAUUAGCAAGGCGGUGGCCAAGGCAGGUGAUGGCCUGAUUAUGAUUAGACGGAUCGAGGCUAGCAGAGAGAUUGCCCAUACAUUGGCGAGCAACCCGAAUGUUACAUACCUUCCAGGUGGUGGAGAGGGAGGCAAGGAGGGUGGCGGCAAGUUCUUGCUUGGUUUGAGAUAA